ACCCGUGAUUUGACUUCAGUGACCGUGCGUGAGCCCACUCUUAGUCUCGUCCCGCCUCAACUGCCAGCGGACUGCUGUUCCUCCUCAGAUGCUGAGGGAGUAGCUCAGGAAGGAGGAGGGUGGAGAGAAAAAGAAAGAAAAAAAAGAGAAAAAAAAGAUUUCAGCACCGGAGCUGUCCGCGGUUCUUGGAGAAGUCUUUAUUCCCUCCAAGGGUGAAGCUGCUUCCGACUGUAAAUUUUCUCCGUGGGACUGUGAGGGGAAGGAAUAAUAAACUACCCGUGCCAUUCAUCUCCCUGCGGGACUACCGACCUGCAAGUAAAGACGCACAUACUUCAUUCGAGCAAAGUCUUGCCAUGCUGGACGGCCGGGCUUGAGACAGAAAGGACAAAGUCAGUACAGCAGCCUUUCACUCUUAACGCCAUGGGAGUGCUCAUGUCAAAGAAGCAGCAGGUGGAGAAGGUGCAGAAAUGCAGCGCUGUCGUCUCUGCCUUCCAGUCGGGCAUUAAGGACCGUCAAGCCACAAUCAAACAGGCAGAAAAAGAACCAGAGGAAGGUGAAGGCCCUACCAAACCAUCAGCCAGUCCUGAUGAGAAGAACACAGAGGAGGCUGCACAAGAGGAAACAGACAAUAGUGCAGGUCCGUCGACCUCCCAGCAGGCCUCAGCACCGGCCAGAGAUGAGUGUAAAGUCAACCAAGAGGCUUGGUCGAGGUUGCGUGAUGGGAAAGGAGUGGAGCCUGAAGAUCUUGACAAGAGCCAUCAGCUCACGCCGCCAGCGUUUGUGCGACCCAAAAGGGAAGCCGAUGAUGACCAGCCUCUGGAGGUGGAGCUGGAAAAGAAAGAGCAGCCACCGAGUGACGAGAUGUGUGACGUGUGUGAGGUGUGGACGGCCGACGAUCUGUACCCCUGCAGAAUCUGCACUCGGGUGUUCCACGAUGGCUGCCUGAGGGAGUUGGGCUACCUGCGUGCCGAGGCCCUUCAGGAGAUGAGAGAUACAGCCCACACUGUUAACGGCUGGAGCUGCUACUAUUGUGAUAAUCUGAAUCUUCUCCUAACAGAGGAAGAGAUGUACAGCCUUAUGGAGACCUUCAAGCAGUGCAAGAUCAUCCCAGAGUCAUGUCUGGUGUCAGAUGAGCUGCUGCAGUACCGCCACUUUGCAUCCAAGCAACAGUUUGAUAAAGACUUGACUGAUGAGCAAGAGGAAGAGGUCUUGGCCCAGUUUGCAGCACUGGAUCCUGAGAAGAAGGGUCACAUCGAAUGGUCGGACUUCCUCUACUUUGAGUCUUUGGCAGUGUUAAGGAAGUUUCGAUCAGAGAACUCACUGGUACGUCUGUUGACUGCCAAGGAGAGAAACAAGGCACGAUCAGUGUUCCUGGGACUGAGUCUGGAUAAAGAGGGUGUGAUCACAAGAGCAGAAUGCCGUCAGGUUCAGCAAUCCUGGUUCCAUAAGCUCAACAAAGACUCACAGUCUUGCAACGUGAGUAUAAGUCAUGUUGGACCCAUAUGCGAGAGCAGUCCUGCCAGCUCUGACAGUGAAAGGAGCAAGACUGAUGAAAGCAGGCCAGUGACCUGGGCAGACUUUUUAAAGGAGAGUGCCAUCUACAUUUUGGCUUCACGUCCCAAUAGUUCUGCCAUGCACAUCCGUUUACCUCUAUAGUCCAGGAUCCUCCACUGCACCCCAGCAGAGAGAGGGAGAGAGAGAGAGAGAGAGAAAGAGAGAGGUAGAAGGUGUACCCUAUAGUCCACAGAUGAGCAGAGGGAGAUGAACAUGAUGACAUGAUGACACGAUGACGCGAGGAAGGCAACUGAGCAGACUGGAUGAAGCACCAAGAAACAGCAGAUCAAGCCAUCGACAGAAUCUCUCCUCCUCUGCGUCACCUCAAACCCACAACACUGACAACACACACGCUGACUGACACACCGACAACGCAAGUGACAGCAGCUGUCACAAGUCCCAGCUCCAAAACCUGACGGCUUACAACAAAUGUGAGAGAUAGGACAAGGAAGGCAACCACCCACUUGCAACUAGUCAGUCAGUCAAGGAUAUUUCUGAAACUUUUGAGUGUAGAGAUCAUGCACACAAUCAGACAGGCUCCUAGGACGCUCAAUCUCUGUAUUAAAUGACAAAUACUACACUCUAUGGUCCUCCAGCUCCUUGACACACCUCUCCAUGCAGGUGCACUCAUGUGACAGGCUGUUACUCUUUCUAGUAUUCAUUCCUUUGGGCCUAAUAACAGCUCCAUGGUAGUGGAAUGGGACUAUGUUAUUCAGCAUAAAAAUUAUUAGUCACACUACACAGAGACACAAGAGGGACAUGCAAAUUCAUUAUUGGUACUCUUUGACAAGUGGAUAGGAGGGAGGAGAUUAACCCUGCAACUGCCAUUAUCAGAACAUAUACCAAACAGGAAUGAAAGCUGUCUGCAUACAUACUAUUACGAGAACUGCUAUUCAUACCAGUAUAAAUUAUUGUUAUGCAUUAAAUCACUGUAUUUAUUCCUGUAUCCUCUGAUAUAUCCUCUGUUUUUCCCGAUCUCAUCCAAGAAUGUAUGUUCUUCUGAAGUACUAACUGUGAAAAGGGAUGUGAAGCGAACGUUAAUGAAAGCUAACCCCAGUAAGUGAUGUGUAUAUACUGCCAUAUAUUACAUAUUGUUCCUGUUGUGUUCAGAGUUGCACUUUGACAAGGUGGAAACAUUUGCCCUUCUGUGUCAUUACUUGCACUGUGGGAAUGACAUGUAGAUGGACCACUGUGUGACAUAAUCGCUGUAAUGAAAUACUGAAAGACAACGGGAAGUGUCGUGCAAGCAUUCGGUCCUUUGUUAAUAUGCAGAAAACGUGGUGGGAAGUCUAUAAUGUUACAGGUCACACAGCAGUUUAAAUGCACAUGAAUCUGUCCAUAGAGUCACUGGAAACAUUCUGUAACAAGUAGAACUUCAUGUAGUGUUUAUGCCAAGUCAUGAAGGUCAUCUUGGUGAAUAAAAUAAGGUCAUGUCAUGAAUUUUGACUGUCUGAGGGAUAUGUCACAGUGCUGAAAUAAAUGCAUGGC
Messenger RNA from Scatophagus argus, 3042 nucleotides. RefSeq names its product PHD finger protein 24 (gene phf24). The transcript is spliced from 8 exons. Lineage: Eukaryota; Metazoa; Chordata; Actinopteri; Scatophagidae. The coding region runs from base 421 to 1656 and encodes 411 amino acids. The record is from RefSeq and is a predicted model, not a curated record.